Molecule: messenger RNA, 1827 nt
Organism: Talpa occidentalis (Iberian mole)
Lineage: Eukaryota; Metazoa; Chordata; Mammalia; Eulipotyphla; Talpidae
Product: lysine--tRNA ligase-like
Biological process (GO): positive regulation of macrophage activation; lysyl-tRNA aminoacylation; basophil activation involved in immune response
Cellular component (GO): nucleus; cytoplasm; mitochondrion
Molecular function (GO): lysine-tRNA ligase activity; ATP binding; tRNA binding
Source: RefSeq, a predicted model, not a curated record
AUGCCCGCUGCCAAGACUGGAAGGGAUAGUAGUAGUAGUGCGGCAGUAAUUAGGAUUGAUCAUACAAGUAGUGGUGUUGGGUAUUGUGCCGACGACCAACCUUGGCUAAAUGUCAUGUCAGGUGUCCCUGAAAGGAUGAGACAGUAUGAAACACCUGCUAAGUGUAAAGAGAAAAUAGCUAGGUCUACAGAAGCUCCGGCAUGGGCUAAAUUUCUGGCUAAUGGAGGGUAUACGGUCCAUCCUGUGCCAGCCCCUCUCUCUACUGUAGAAGAUGCUAAUAAUAGUAGGAAUGAUGGUGGUAGAGGUCAGAAGCUUAUGUUAUUUAUUCGCAGUGAUGUCAUAUCAGGUGCUCCAAUUAUUAGUGGGACUAGUCAGUUGCCGAACCCACCCAGUAAGAUUGGCAUAACCAUGAAGAAGAUUAUUAUGAAAGCGUUGAAUGGAGCCCGGUUUGUUUCUGCUAGAGUUGAAAUAAACCACAUUAUGGCUUGUGGUCAUGAUGAGAAUAGGAGUCAGGUGUAUUCUUGGGUGAUCAUCAGGUUUGAUAGUGAAAAGGAUCCGCUUACUAGUAGAACUGAUAAUAGAAUUAUAACUAGUGUUACUUCGUUUGAAAUGGUUUGUGCUACUGCUCGUAGGGCGCCGAUUAAUGCGUAUUUUGAGUUGGAGGUUCAACCUGAUCAUAGAAUGGAGUACAUGGCUAGGCUUGAUACUGCUAAUAUAAACAGUAUUGCUAAGUUCAUGUGGUAUGGUAUUGGUAGUGGAAUUCAUAUGGUUAGUGCUAAUGUUAGGGCUAGGAUUGGGGCGAUAAUAAACAUGGAGAUUGGUGAGGGUAUUCUCACUGGUGUGCAGAGACUUGCAUGUGUAAUUUCACUGACAGCUGUGGCCAAGCCUUUCAUCACCAACCACAAUGAGCUGGAUAUGAAUUUGUACAUGAGAAUUGCCCUAGAGCUCUACCAUGAGAUGCUGGUGGGUGGCAUCGACCAGUUUCAUGAAAUUGGAUGCCUGUUGCAGAAUGAAGGAAUUGAUUUGACUCACAAUCCUGAGUUCACCACCUGUGAAUUCUACAUGGCCUAUGCAGACUAUCACGAUGUCAUGGAAAUCACAGAGAAGAUGAUCUCAGGUAUGGUGAAGCACAUUACAGGUUGUUACAAGGUCACCUACAACCCAGAUGGCCCAGAAGGCCCAGCCAUUGACUUUACCCUACCCUUCUGGAGAAACAGCAUGGUAGAAGAGCUUGUGAAAGCACUGGGUGUGAAACUGCCAGAAACACGCCUUUUUGAAACUGAAGAAACUCUGAAAAUUCUUGAUAAUAUCUGUGUUGCAAAAGGUGUUGAAUGCUCACCACCUCGCACCACAGCCAGACUCCUUGAUAAGCUCAUCGGGGAGUUCCUGGAAGUGAAUUGCAUCAAUCCUACGUUUAUCUGUGAUCACCCUCAGAUAAUGAGCCCGUUGGCCAAAUGGCACCAUUCUAAAGAGGGUUUGACCAAGAGGUUUGAGCUGUUUGUCAUGAAGAAGGAAAUAGGUGAUGCCUACACUGAGCUGAAUGACCCAGUGCAGCAAUGCUAGCGUUUUGAAGAACAAGCCAAGGCCAAGGCUGCUGGCAAUGAUGAGGCCAUGGUCAUAGAUGAAACCUUCUGCACUGCCCUGGAAUACGGGCUGCCCCCCACAGCUGGCUGGGGCAUGGGCAUCAACUGCCUCACCAUAUUUCUCACAGACUCCACUGACAUAAAGGAAGUACUUCUGUUUCCUGCCAUGAAACCAGAAGACAAGAAGGAGAACGUAGCAGCUCCCAGGUCAUCUGAAAGUCCCAGCGCCGGCACGUCUGGCUAG